UAAAUCCACCUCUGGAAAUGUAGUCAGCCCUCUUCUCCUCGUCACGCUGCCGUCUUCAAGUCCGCGCAGCACGGUCGCUCCGAGUCAUCCUCCAGCCAUGGCAGAUCAGGCCUUUGUGACAUUGGCUACCACCGACAGCUAUGCUCGGGGCGCUAUGGUUCUGGGCAAGGCCCUUCGCAACAACAAUACAUCCAAGAAGUUGGUGGCGCUCAUUGGCCCACACGUGUCAGAGCCCUGCCAAUCAGUGCUGAAGAGGAUCUAUGACGAGGUGAAGCUGGUGGACGUGCUGGACAGCGGCGAUACGGCUCACCUGGCCAUGAUGAAGCGGCCCGACCUCGGGGUCACCAUCACCAAACUUCACUGCUGGACCCUCACGCAUUACUCCAAAUGUGUGUUUAUGGAUGCAGACACUCUGGUGCUUUCCAAUGUUGAUGAGCUGUUUGAAAGAGAGGAAUUGUCAGCUGCUCCUGAUCCUGGCUGGCCUGACUGCUUCAACUCUGGCGUGUUUGUUUUCCGCCCCUCGGUGGAGACCUACGGCAAACUGCUUCAGUUUUGCACAGAGCACGGCAGCUUUGAUGGAGGAGACCAAGGUGUUCUGAAUGGCUUCUUCAAUGAUUGGGCAACAGCUGACAUAUCCAAACAUCUCCCUUUCAUCUACAACCUGAGCAGCAUAGCCAUCUACACUUACCUUCCCGCAUUCAAGCAGUAUGGUGGAAAUGCCAAGGUAGUCCACUUCCUUGGCAAAACCAAGCCAUGGAGUUACACAUUUGACCCCAAAGCCAAACGGCUUUUGGGGGGUGAACAAGAAUUCACCUCACAUCCCACUUUCCUGCUGGACUGGUGGACCCUGUACGCCAGCGCCGUGGUGCCGAUGCUGCGGGAACAAUACGGAGACCAACCAUUCCACUCCGGAUGUGUGGAGGGUGAGGGCAGCUUUUCACAGGAAGUUAAGCCCCAGCCGUCCUCCAAGGAGAGGAAGGAGCAAUGGGAGCAGGGUCAGGCUGACUACAUGGGAAUGGACUCGUUUGACAAUAUCAAGAGAAGGCUCGACACUUUCCUCAAAUAAAGGGGUGUUGGCGUAUCAAAAGCAUUCGCUGUCUAACAAAUGGUCACCAUAGAUCUUUUUGGUGUUUGGUUUUUCCUUUCCUUUCUUGGAAACUGAAAUGGAUUGCAGUUUUCCUUGUUUCUCUUGUAGAAAUGAACCAAUGUCUCCCCACCAGCACUGUGCCUCCAUUAAGACCAUGCAACUUAAAAGAAAAACUACCAUAAGUGGCUUUAAAAAUUCUAUGCAUGAUCAUCUUUUUACUGUCACUGUGAAGACAAGUUUACAAUAACAUGUUUUUGUUUUUUUGUUUGUUUUUUUCUUAAACAGAUGCCAAGAAUUUGACAAAAAAGAAUUACUGCUUUUUGUACUGUUUUAAAAUAGAGAUGUUUAACAUGUAAGAAAUGUUUACAGUGUUUACAAAGACGGUUUAAAAUUUACACUACGAUAUUGGUGUCUCCUCUCUUUACUGCUGUUGGCCCGGAGGUUUUGAGCAGCAGCUUUCCUGUAAGUGAGUCGUUGAAGUCUUCUGUAUUUUUACUUGACCACAAUGUUGACUGCUACGAAGCCCUUCAUCUGGAAAUAUUAAAAUUGUUUAAAAACA
Molecule: messenger RNA, 1646 nt
Organism: Cololabis saira (Pacific saury)
Lineage: Eukaryota; Metazoa; Chordata; Actinopteri; Beloniformes; Belonidae
Gene: gyg1b
Product: glycogenin 1b
Exons: 7
Coding region: 98-1066 (322 amino acids)
Cellular component (GO): cytoplasm
Molecular function (GO): glycosyltransferase activity
Source: RefSeq, a predicted model, not a curated record